AACUCUUGCCCACCACACCCCCAGGCCAGUGACUAAGUGCCUGAAGCCUCUGUGACCAUAGACCUGGAAAUGUGGAGUCCAGGAGGAAGGACCUAUGCUGAGAAACAGGCUGACCCGUUGCACGUGCCCCCACGAUGCAAUCUCACCGUGAAAGACCUCCUCCUUUCGGGCAGCAGCGGGGACCUGCAACAGCAUCACCUGGGGGUCUCCCACCUCCUGAGACCUGGGGCUGAGCACUGUCAGGAGCUGGUGCUCACUGAGGAUGAGAAGAAGCUGCUGGCUAAAGAAGGCAUCACCCUGCCCACUCAGCUGCCCCUCACUAAAUACGAGGAGCGAGUGCUGAAAAAAAUCCGCCGGAAAAUCCGGAACAAGCAGUCGGCCCAAGAAAGCAGGAAGAAGAAAAAGGAAUAUAUCGACGGCCUGGAGACUCGGAUGUCAGCUUGCACUGCUCAGAAUCAGGAGUUACAGAGGAAAGUCUUGCAUCUCGAGAAGCAAAACCUGUCCCUCUUGGAACAGCUGAAGAAACUCCAGGCCAUUGUGGUGCAGUCCACCAGCAAGUCAGCCCAGACAGGCACCUGUGUUGCGGUCCUGUUGCUGUCCUUUGCCCUCAUCAUCCUCCCCUCUAUCAGCCCUUUUGGCCCCAACAAAGCCGAGAGUCCCGGGGACUUUGCACCUGUGCGAGUGUUCUCCAGAACUUUGCACAACGAUGCUGCCUCCCGCGUGACCUCUGAUGCUGUGCCGGGCUCUGAGGCCCCAGGACCCCAACCCGAGGCUGACACAACCCGAGAAGGGUCUCCAGGAAGCCCUGGGGCAGACUGGGGCUUCCGGGACAGUGCAAACCUGACCAAUUCGACAGAGGAGGUAGACAAUGCUACCCUGGUCCUGAGGAAUGCAACAGAGGGGCUGGGCCAGGUCACCCUGCUGGACUGGGUGGCGCCUGGGCCGAGCACUGGCUCAGGACGUGCAGGGCUGGAGGCGGCGGGAGACGAGCUGUGAGCCCCGCCAGGACUAUGCUCCCAGGUCCCUCUGCCCAGGGGUGCCUUGGGGAUGCUGCUCUGGACAGCGACCCACCUGGGGAUGGGACAUGAGGCCGAGACCCCAGCAGAGAUGCCAGAAUGGGGGAGGCACAGCUCACAGCCACA
Messenger RNA from Chlorocebus sabaeus (green monkey), 1142 nucleotides. The record is from RefSeq and is a predicted model, not a curated record. NCBI's taxonomy places the organism in Eukaryota, Metazoa, Chordata, Mammalia, Primates, Cercopithecidae.